AUGACCUUCUCCCAGCUCGUGGACAGCGUGAACAGCAGGGGCCCCUUCCAGUUCCUCAUCCUGGUCCUGCUGGGCCUCCCCAUCCUCGGCAUGGCCAACCACAACCUGCUGCAGAUCUUCACGGCCGCCACGCCCGCCCACCACUGCCGCCCGCCCCCCAACGCCUCCGCGGGGCCCUGGCUGCUCCCCCUGGGCCCCAACGGCAAGCCUCAGCCGUGCCUCCGGUUCGUGUCCCCCCCCAACGCCAGCCUGCCCAACGGCACCCGGGGCGCCACCGAGCCGUGCCUGGACGGCUGGGCCUACAACAGCAGCACCGGGGACUCCAUCGUGACUGAGUGGGACUUGGUGUGCGACUCCAACAAGCUGAAGGAGAUGGCCCAGUCCGUGUUCAUGGCGGGCACGCUGGUCGGGGGCAUCGUGCUGGGAGGCCUGUCUGACAGGUUUGGCCGGAAGCCCAUCCUGUCGGGCAGCUACCUGCUGCUGGCGGCCAGCGGCUCGGGCGCCGCCUUCAGCCGCUCCUUUGCCAUCUACAUGGUCUUGCGCUUCCUGUGCGGCUUCAGCAUAGCCGGGGUCACCCUGAGCACCGUGAUCCUGACUGUCGAGUGGAUGUCCACGCAGCUGCGGGCCAUCAUGACGGUCGGGAUCGGCUACUUCUACACCACCGGCCAGUUCAUUCUGCCCGGCCUGGCCUACGCCAUCCCCCAGUGGCGCUGGCUGCAGCUGACCGUGUCCGUUCCCUUCUUCGCCUUCUUCCUGCUGUCCUGGUGGGUCCCCGAGUCCAUCCGCUGGAUGGUGCUGUCCGGAAAGUCCCUGAAGGCCCUCAAGAUCCUCCGCUGGGUGGCCGCCUUCAACGGCAGGAAGGAGGAGGGAGAGAAGCUCAGCGUGGAGGAGCUCAAACUCAACCUGCAGAAGGAGAUCUCCUUGGCCAAGGCCAACUACAGCGUAGCCGACCUGUUCCGGACGCCCGUGCUGCGGCGCGUGACCUUCUGUCUCUCCCUCGCCUGGUUUUCCACCGGCUUCGCCUACUACAGCUUGGCGAUGGGUGUGGAAGACUUUGGAGUCAACCUCUACCUCCUCCAGGUCAUCUUUGGGGGGGUGGACAUCCCAGCCAAGUUCAUCACCAUCCUCUCCAUGAGCUACCUGGGCCGGCACACCACGGAGGUCAUCGCCCUGCUCCUGGCAGGGGCGUCCAUCCUGGCUCUCAUCUUCGUGCCCUCGGACCUGCAGGCCCUGCGGACGGUGCUGGCGGUGUUCGGGAAGGGCUGCCUGUCCAGCUCCUUCAGCUGCCUCUUCCUCUACACGAGCGAGCUGUACCCCACCGUCAUCCGGCAGACGGGCAUGGGCAUGAGCAACGUGCUGGCUCGAAUAGGGAGCAUGACGGCCCCUCUGGUGAGAAUCACGGGGGAGCUGCACCCCUUUGUCCCCAAUCUCAUUUUCGGAGCCUCCGCCCUCCUGGGAGGCGGCGCUUCCCUCUUCCUGCCGGAGACCCUCAACCAGCCCCUGCCGGAGACCAUCGAGGACAUGGAGACAUGGUCUCCCUCCGCGAAGGAGUCCAAGCCGGAGCCGGAAGCGGGAAAAGACUCCCAGAGGAUCCCCCUGCAGCCUUGCGGACCAGACCUGCGCCCCAGCUGA
Eptesicus fuscus (big brown bat) is the source of this 1632-nucleotide messenger RNA. It is a transcript of the gene SLC22A8, whose product is annotated as solute carrier family 22 member 8. Gene Ontology annotation, cellular component: membrane. The record is from RefSeq and is a predicted model, not a curated record. NCBI's taxonomy places the organism in Eukaryota, Metazoa, Chordata, Mammalia, Chiroptera, Vespertilionidae. The coding region runs from base 1 to 1632 and encodes 543 amino acids. The transcript is spliced from 10 exons. Gene Ontology annotation, biological process: transmembrane transport. Gene Ontology annotation, molecular function: transmembrane transporter activity.